CUUCCCCUCUAAAGAUAUAUGGAGGAAUUGAACCGGGGGAGACUAGCCAGGCACAGCAAACAGCAGUGCUUGGACCUACCACGCUUUGAUUUGUAGCUUUAUAGCCCCUUAUUACCCUAGUGAAAUGAAGAUUUUGUCACCUUUUUGUCGGGCUGUAAAUGCCAUAUGUAACCGGCAAGCUGGCCGAAGAACUCUUCUGUCACAGUGCGGAAUGUGCGGAGCUGCUUCUGACAGUAAGCACCAGCCAGGCUUUGGUCUCCUGUUUGAUAUCGACGGUGUCCUGGUUAGGGGAAGGACACCCAUUCCCGCAGCAAAGAAGGCUUUCCAGAAACUGGUGAACCCUCAGGGACAGUUUGUGGUGCCUGUGGUUUUUGUCACAAAUGCUGGGAAUGUUCUGCGACAGACAAAAGCCGACCAGCUGUCACACAUCCUGGGAGUGCCUAUCUCCCAGGAUCAGGUCAUGAUGUCACACAGCCCUCUGAGGAUGUUCAGGAAGUACCAUGAGAAGUGUGUGUUGGUGUCAGGACAGGGCCCUGUUCUGGACAUUGCCAAGAAUCUGGGCUUUGUGAAGGUGGUCAGCAUUGACAUGCUGCGUGAAGCUUUCCCCUUGCUGGAUAUGGUGGACCACAACAGGCGCCCCAAACUGCCGUCCUCUGCCAUUGCUAACCUCCCCAAAAUUGAAGCGGUUAUUCUCUUUGGGGAGCCUAUUCGAUGGGAGACAAAUCUGCAGCUGAUUAUUGACACUCUUUUGACCAGUGGGAACCUGAGCACUGCCCACCAGAACCUGAAGUUCCCCCAUCUGCCUCUUCUGGCCUGCAACAUGGAUCUCAUGUGGAUGGCUGAGGCACACUCUCCACGGUUUGGCCAUGGUACCUUCCUGGUUUGUCUUGAGAACAUCUACAAGAAGAUAACAGGGGAAGACUUGAAGUACGAAGCGCUAAUGGGCAAACCCAGUGAAUUGACCUACCACUAUGCUGAGUACCUGAUCAGAGAACAGGCUGCAGAGAGGGGCUGGAGAAUUCCUGUGAGGUCUCUGUAUGCCAUUGGGGAUAACCUCAUGACUGACAUCUAUGGUGCUAACCUGUACAACCGCUACCUCGAAGAGAGGACUGCUAGAAAGAGCAAGGCAGUAGCGAAGGUGGCAGCUGGCACGAGGUCCUCCACAGCACUGCCCCAGGAGGAGGACAUGGACAAUGUCUGGGAGAGUGAGCUGGCGCCCCCUUCUGCCACCUCCUGCAAGUCCAUCCUGGUGUGCACCGGUGUCUACAACCCGCGUACAGAGGUGCCGCCCGAUGCCAGUCAGGCCAUCAAAGAGACUGUGUUUCACGGGCACCGCGAUUUCCGCUUCGACCCCGCGCUGGUAGAACCGGGCCACAUUGUCCAGGAUGUGGACGCAGCUGUAGAACUCAUCUUUGAACGUGAGAAGUUUCCGAUCCAGUAACACUGAGGAGGGCAUUCAGAUCAUCUUCAGAUGAAGGUGGAAAUCAUUUCAGAACCUCUCAUCAAUAUCUUGAAAUGAGAAAAAAAAAAGCCUGUACAUCAAAUUGUGUUUGUGUGUGCACAUCCAGGUGGGUGAUUUUAAAAUUAUGCAAAAAUCAGAAGGAUUAUCUAAAUGUGAGAUUUCAGGGCAUUGAAGCAACUCCGUAAAGUUCAUGGGCAACUUUUUAAAGGUGUACUUAAAUGCAGUGGUGCAAUUUAGAUACGUAGUAAAUGCUAUGCUCUGUAACGAGUUUUAAUUCCAUCCUAAGUAAGUGGUUAAUGUUAUGUGGUUCAUUCAGUCAAGCAAAUAAGGACACCUCCGAGUGCAUGAUUUUGUGAUACCCUAAUCAGUCAGGUCCAAAAAUGUU
Megalops cyprinoides (Indo-Pacific tarpon) is the source of this 1847-nucleotide messenger RNA. RefSeq lists its product as uncharacterized. The record is from RefSeq and is a predicted model, not a curated record. Lineage: Eukaryota; Metazoa; Chordata; Actinopteri; Elopiformes; Megalopidae. Gene Ontology annotation, cellular component: mitochondrion. Gene Ontology annotation, biological process: glycerophospholipid biosynthetic process. The transcript is spliced from 8 exons. The coding region runs from base 125 to 1441 and encodes 438 amino acids.